AUGAGGAAGUUCUUAUGGGGUGGAACCGAUCAAAGUUCAAAGAUUGCUUGGGUAAAAUGGGAUUCGGUUUGUAGACCACACGAGGAGGGUGGUUUAGGGGUCAAGGAUUGGGACGCUUUCAAUUUAGUACUUUUGGGAAAAUGGAGAUGGAAGUUCUUGAGGAGAGACAAUGAUCUUUGCAGCAAAAUCAUUUGGGCGUGCUAUGGAAAUAGAGAAAAGGGAGGAGGACUGAAUUCUUUGAACAAGGACUCAAUUUGGUGGCGUGAUUUGUUCAAAGUAUGCUAUAAUCCUUGUUCAAACGAGUGCUGGUUUGAUACAGGUUUGAAGCAAACAAUUGGUUGUGGAAACACUGUGCAUUUUUGGAAAGAGAAGUGGUGUGGGAAUGAACUCUUGAAAACUAGCUUCAGCAAACUCUUUCACCUUUCUAUUCAGAAAAAAUAG
Messenger RNA from Lotus japonicus, 441 nucleotides. RefSeq lists its product as uncharacterized. The record is from RefSeq and is a predicted model, not a curated record. The transcript has a single exon. Lineage: Eukaryota; Viridiplantae; Streptophyta; Magnoliopsida; Fabales; Fabaceae. Bases 1 to 441 code for a protein of 146 amino acids.